CCUCCCGCCGCCUCCGCACUUCCCCGGGUCCUGGGGCCCGGCCUAGGCGCAGCCGCGGUGACUGGCAUGCAGGGGCUGUCGGGGGACCAUCAGCCAAGUCCCAAGGGGGUUUGGGGGCUCACAGAGAAAAGGAGCCCCAGCCGGUGGGGGCUCUGACCCCUCCUUUUGUAGGCUCCCUGACCGAGCAAGCCUUUCCAUGGAGGGUGCUGGCGAGGACCCCACCAUAUUCAAGGCCCAUUCCCUGCCCGGUGACCCCCGGCUCUUGGCCACGGUGACCAGCCCAUACCUGGGCACACGUGUGUACAGCGCCACCCUGCACGUCAGCGGGGUGUACAACGGGGCUCAGGGGGACGCACACCGGGCCGUUCUGCCCAGUCCCCUCAACGUGGGGCUGGAGGCCCCUGCAGGGGCCAGAGAGCAGUUGGUCAGCACCUUCAUGCUGGACACUAACACAGGCUCCUUCCUGCACACCCUGGAGGGCCCUGCCUUCCGGGCCUCCCAGCGCCUCUACGCCCACCGGACCCUGCCACACGUCCUGGCCUCCAGCGUGUCCAUCGCCCGCCGGGCCCCGGGGCGCGGUCUGGUCACGGUGUUGUUGCGGUCGGCCUUCUCUCCAGAGAGCCCAGACCUGGCCCUGCGUCUGGGCCCUGACCACCGGGGAGCACGGUACCUGUAUGGCCACAUCCUCACUCCCGAGCAGCCCGGGGGGCCGCGGCAGGAGCUGCACAUGCUGUGGACCCCAGUGCCGCCUGCCCUGACCCUGGGGGCGGGCGAGGAGGAGGGCACCUGGGAGUUCCUGACGGUGGUGGGCGGCAGCCGGGCAGAGGCCCAGGCCCGCCUGGACGAAGCCCUGAGGCUGCAGGAGGGGGGCGCGGUGUACGGAGUGCAUGUCCAGGCCUGGGCCCAGCUCUGGGCAGGCUGCGGCCUGGACGUGGCAGGGCCCCUGUGCCUGCGCCAGGCCCUGCGGGGGGCCCUGUACUACCUGCUCAGCGCCCUGCCCCAGCCCGGGGUCCCGGGGGGCGCCUGCCACGGCCUCAGCCCCGGGGGCCUCUCCAACGGGAGCCGCGGCGAGUGCUACUGGGGCCACGUCUUCUGGGACCAGGACCUCUGGAUGUUCCCGAAUGUGCUGAUGUUCCACCCUGAGGCCGCCAGGGCCCUCCUGCAGUACCGCAUCCGGACACUGGGCGGCGCCCUGGAGAACGCCCGGAAGCUGGGCUGCCAGGGAGCCAAGUUCGCCUGGGAGAGUGCGGGCUCCGGCCUGGAGGUGUGCCCGGAGGGCGUCUACGGGGCACAGGAGCUGCACGUCAACGGGGCCGUGGUCCUGGCCUUCCAGCUGUACUACCACGCCACCCAGGACGUGCAGCUCUUCCGGGAGGCUGGCGGCUGGGACGUGGUCAGCGCGGUAGCCGAGUUCUGGUGCAGCCGCGUGGAGUGGAGCCCCAAGGAGGGGCAAUACCACCUGAGGGGAGUCAUGCCCCCUGACGAGUACCACUCAGGGGUGGACAACUCGGUGUACACCAACGUCCUGGUCCAGAGCAACCUGCGCUUCGCUGCCGCCCUGGCCAAGGACCUGGGGCGAUCGGUGCCCAACCUGUGGCUGCGGGUGGCUGAGGGAAUCAAGGUGCCCUUCGACCCAGAGCGGGGCUACCACCCGGAGUUCGACGGGUAUGAGCCGGGGGAGACAGUGAAGCAGGCGGAUGUGGUGCUCCUGGGGUACCCGGUCCCGUUCUCCCUGAGUCCUCGCGUCCGCAGGAACAACCUGGAGGUCUACGAGGCGGUGACGUGCCCCCGCGGCCCGGCCAUGACCUGGAGCAUGUUUGCGGUGGGCUGGCUGGAGCUACAGGACCCGGCGCGCGCGCGCGCCCUGCUGGACCGAAACCUGGCCAAUGUCUCGGAGCCCUUCAAGGUGUGGACAGAGAACGCAGACGGGUCGGGAGCUGUGAACUUCCUGACAGGCAUGGGGGGCUUCCUGCAGGCAGCACUCUUUGGAUUCACCGGGUUCAGGAUCACCCAGGCAGGCCUGACCUUCGACCCCGUGUGUCCCGAGGGGGUGUCAGCAAUGAGUGUCCGGGGAGUGUCCUACCUGGGGAAUAAGCUAGACUUCUGCUGGGCCGCGGGCUCCGUGACACUGGAAGUCACAGCCCCGGGGGACCCCAGCGCCCCCCGACUGGAGGCCGAGCUGUGGCCCUCGCAGGCUCGGCUCCCCCUGCUCCCAGGACACAGGGUCUCUUUCCCCUACUCAGCCGGCCGGGUACAGCGGGCUCUGGCCCAGGGGGCGGCAGGCUCCACGCCUGCGCCUGGGAGCACUUUCUGAGGACGUGGACAGCUGCCCUCAGAGCCUCUCUGGACAUCCCACUCCAGCCCCCAGGCUCCUCCCUGCCCCGCUCAGCCAGGCUGCUGGCUUUAGGAGUGUCUCUCGGGUCCUCGCCACAGGCUGCACCCACCUCUUUCGGACUCCCUCCGCCCGCCACCCCAGAAGUCUGCUCCCGGCCCAAGGAAUUAAAGUCCUGACUGGAGCGCGGUGUCCGGGGUCCAUUUGCAGACCAGGCGGGGGGCUGUGCCCUGCCUGGGAGGGGUGAAGCGCUGGAGCGCGAGCCUGUGCAGCCCUGCCCUUGGCAUCCACGUUCCCUGGACGCAGACACCCGCCCAUGCACUGACAGCGUCGGGAGGCAGGGGGAGGAGGUGGCAGAGCUGAGGCCGGUGGCUGUGCGGUCAGGCAGACUAGUCUUCCAGCCCCGGCGCUGGCAUCAGGUGGGCAGCCCUGUACCCACAGGCCCCAGGUGUCCUGUGCCCGACAGCGAGCAGCGCCUAUGCACCAGGGCCUCUGCACACAGUGGGGCAACUUGAGGGACCAUGGUGGGCAGCUGCUCAGGGGCCCCCACUUGGCCAGGAGGCUGGGCCAGCAGCAGGAUAUGGCUGCCGGUGACCUUUCCUCCUGCCUAUCAGGACAAUAUCUGCAUCCCUCAUCAAAUGAGGGGCUGGCAGAGCUCCCCACUUUGGGAGAUGCACCCAGCUCCCAGCUGCAGUGUCCACCAGGGGUCACCCCUUUUGGGGCCAGAGCUCAGGCUGGCAAGUCCACAUGCUGGCCUGCGGCCCCUGGCUGGGUCCAGUGUGGCCUCAGUGACCACUAGGGGCCAGCGUGCCAACCGGCGCACACCUCUGCCCCAGGGCCACAUGGGCAACAGGCCUGUGGGGGUGGGGAGCUGGACCCCCGGCACACAGCCCGACCCCAUCUCUCCUGGCUCUAGGGGGUGUCUGGGUUCCUGCAAGUC
This is a messenger RNA of Talpa occidentalis (Iberian mole), 3272 nucleotides long. RefSeq names its product protein-glucosylgalactosylhydroxylysine glucosidase (gene PGGHG). The coding region runs from base 197 to 2314 and encodes 705 amino acids. Lineage: Eukaryota; Metazoa; Chordata; Mammalia; Eulipotyphla; Talpidae. Gene Ontology annotation, biological process: carbohydrate metabolic process. Gene Ontology annotation, molecular function: catalytic activity. The record is from RefSeq and is a predicted model, not a curated record. The transcript is spliced from 13 exons.